This is a messenger RNA of Protobothrops mucrosquamatus (brown spotted pit viper), 1209 nucleotides long. Its product is annotated as UV-stimulated scaffold protein A. Gene Ontology annotation, molecular function: RNA polymerase II complex binding. Gene Ontology annotation, cellular component: chromosome. The annotation marks the transcript as partial. NCBI's taxonomy places the organism in Eukaryota, Metazoa, Chordata, Lepidosauria, Squamata, Viperidae. Gene Ontology annotation, biological process: response to UV; transcription-coupled nucleotide-excision repair. The record is from RefSeq and is a predicted model, not a curated record. The transcript has 7 exons.
CGGACUGUCGGCCGAGCAACCCGGGGAGGGGAUCGUCCCGGCGCCGCCAUGGAGAGCUCGGGCGCAGGGACGGACCGGCAGCUGGCUCAGCUUGUGGAAGACUUGACCACCUCUGGGGAACCACAGCUGGAUCCAAAGAAGAUGAAAGCGCUGAAGAACAUCUGCAGGUGCUCUGAUGAACACAUAAACCACGUUUACCACCUGCUGAUGUCCCAGUUAAACCAAGAACACGCCGAGAUACGUCUUUCCGCCUUCCAGAUAGUGGACCAGCUCUUCGCUCGCUCGCAUCUGUUCCGGACGUUGCUUGUCUCCAACUUCCAAGAAUUCCUGGAACUGACAGUGGAAACAGACUACGACCGGCCUCUCCCUCCGCCAACGGAGGCAGCCCAGAAGCUGAAAAAGGCUGCCAUCCAGUCUGUGCAAGAAUGGCACGAGAAGUAUGGAGAAGCCUACAAGAAACUUUCUCUGGGAUACCACUUCUUAAAACAGAACAAGAAGGUCGAUUUUCAAGAUGUACAUGCCAGGACUCUAGCAGAAAGGAAACGAGAUGAAGAGAGGCAGAAACGAUUGGAUAAUAUUUACAAGGAUAAAGCCCAAAAAGCAGAAAAGGAAAUGAAAGAUACGUCUGAAGAGAUGCAGUCUGUGCUGACCGAGCUGGACAGCUGUUUCCAGCUGCUGGUUCCGGAUCCUUUGGACUUCACAAACGGCACCUGUUCCUCGGCGCAGGUAGCAAACCAACCAGGAUCCUCCAUGGAUCAGGAUCAGCAACCUUGUUGUAGCAAGGACCUCCCCCGCGUUUCUCCGGUGGCAGAAGACUCCGACAGGGAAACGGAGAAGGACCGAGGACCGGGAGAUCCCUUCCAGCCUGGAUCCGCUUCUCUUGGCCUGAUGGGAGACGAUGAUCCCGCCCUGUUUCUUCGAAGCCACGGACUCGGCUCUUACAAAUAUGCGCUCAGUCUGGAAGUAUCUUCAGAUGUGAAACUGAGCGAGAAUGAAGACAAUGCAGCCAUCAUAAAUAACCUUUCGGAUAGUUUUAAGCUCAUAACAAAUAAAUUUUUGCCAUUGGUGCAGUCUUGGAUUCAGUUAUUCACCAGGGCUGGGAUAAGCGAUGAUCGGCUCAGACAAGCCAUUGACCUCAAAAAUAAAUUGGAGGCUGCUUUGGAGAAGACUAAAAAAAUGGACAUUGAUUUUCAAGAGAAGAAAACAUGG